AUGGAAUCAAAGCCAUUCAAGGUCAUUAUUGCUGGUGGCAGCAUUGCCGGACUUGCUCUUGCGUUGAUGCUGGAGAAGAAUGGCAUUGACUUUGUCGUCUUAGAAGGUUAUGGCAGCAUUGCGCCGCAGGUUGGAGCCAGUAUCGGCCUACUGCCAAAUGGCCUUCGGACUCUUGAUCAACUGGGAUGCUACGAAGCUGUUCUGAGAAAAGCAGAAUAUCCGGUCGACAAAGUCUUUUUCCGGAAUUCCCAGGGAGAGCAGUUCUGGUCGCUUGAGGACUUUGACCAGGAGACAGUUGAUCGUCACGGAUAUCCCGUCAUCUUUCUCGAUCGUCGCAUGUUAAUUGAAGUGCUCUACGACAAGAUCCAGGACAAAUCACGAAUUCUGACGGACCAAAGAGUUCAAAGUAUCAGCAAUGACGCAUCCAAUGUCACCGUCACUACGAGUACCGGCCGAGCCUUUACGGGGAAUAUUGUCGUUGGAGCAGACGGCAUUCAUUCCACCGUUCGCCAGGAAAUGUGGAAAGAAGCAAAGAGGAUAGACCCCUCGUGGAUUGAUCCUUCAGAGGCAUCCGCACUUCCUGCAACGUACUCCUGCAUCUUCGGCAUAUCGGAGGGAGUUAAAGGAAUUGAAAAAGGCACACUGCAUUCGGUCUUCAACGAACAUUUCUCAUACUUGGUUCCAAGCGGCCCAGGUGACCGAACCUACUGGUUCCUCGUCAUGAACAUGGGAAAAACGUUGUAUGGCGAUGAUAUCCCUCGAUUUACAAAGGCAGAUGAAGAAGCCGCGGCGAAGAAGCAUUGGAACGACCGAAUUACUCCCACGCUUCAAUUCUCCGAUUUGUACAAGAGCAAGAUUGCCUCAGUGCACACAACGCUGCCGGAAUAUGUGUAUAAGAAGUGGUAUUUCCAGCGAAUGAUGACAAUUGGGGACGCCAGUCACAAGUUCGAGCCAUUGACCGGUCAAGGCGGCAACAAUGCAAUCGAGACGGCAGCUUCUUUGACAAAUUAUCUUGCUGCGGCUCUUGAGCGUUGCACUUCUGGCACCUUGUCGACUGUCGAGAUAUCCAAAGUGUUUGAAAACGUCCAGGAACAGCGCCAAGACCGCGUAUGGGAACUGGUCAGGGCAUCGCACGCUCGACAGCGUCUGGAAUGCAUGGAGACACCACUGUUGAAGCUGAUUGGGAAAUAUUUGAUUCCGAUCCUGCCCCGAUACAAAGUCGUCGACAGAUGGACACAGUUUUAUUCCCCAAGUGUAUCCUUGAACAUGCUCCCACAGCCGGACAAAGAGUGGGAGAUCGCAUAUUUCGAUGAACGUUUCAGGGCUCCAUAUUCCCGUGGGAUUGGAGGAAUAUUUCUCUAUGCCGCGUACUUCUUCCUGGCCUGGUUGGGCCAUCGACAAUUGAGGAUAGCUGGCAAUGAGAAUGGGACAUGGGCAUUACUUCGUCAGGCCAUGCAGAACGGGUCAAUCCCACUCAUGGGAGAUACAGAAGUCGCUCUUCGUCGGGUGUAUACCGGCUCUGCAUCUAUUGAUCUCAUUCUCCAAGUCCUAGUGACCUUCUUCUCGCCAGCAGUCGGUAACUUCUCUAGACCAGAGCAGCCACUGCAGGUAGUUUACUUCCUUGCUUCGAUAGUCCCAUUGAUGGCUAUCUUCACUGUGGAAGGGUACCGGCCACGAAAUAGAUGGACACUUCUUGCGAUUCCCUCGGUGUGGGGUGUUCUCUAUCAGCUGCGUGGCAUCGGAUUCAUUGCUCCAAUCUACUUCGCAGUGAGCACGUACAUAUCGUCUCCGGUGACCUAUUUCUCUCCAAGCUCGCGCAACUUGGCUCCCUCCACGGCUCGUGCGAUCCUCUUCGCUGUUGUGCUGGGUUAUGUGCUGCCGUCGAUGAUGUUGUUCUUCCCCCUGGAGCAUGCCCCAGUUACCCGACAGGCCUUGAUUGCCCUGUGGCAGCCUGUUCCAGUUUACGUGGUUAUAUUGACAGAGAUAUUCUCUCGCAUAAUUAAGCAUCUCGAAUUGCGCAAAUCAGUCACGCCAACGAUGUACAGCAAGCUCAAUCUUGAUCUACCUUCGUUGAAAAUGCUUUAUGCUGUCACUGGCUGUAUUGCUGCUUGCUUUCAUCUGGCGUUGUUAACCAGUUGGUAUGUCUCUGGUGGCAAUUUCCUGGUCAGGGCGCUCAUACCAAUCAAUUCGUUCGCCUCAGUAUCCAAUCUCGCGGAUGGCAUUUUCAUAUUCUUUCAGAAUGAUUUCUUGCUUGUUGCCGCUGCUAGCAUCCUGUGGUGCUGGUCCAGUAUUUGGGAUCUUUAUCGCAUGGGAAUUUCAAAUGUUUCCAUCUGGGUAUCUUUGGCGGGUCUAGCCUUUGGGUCGGUGAUGUUUGGACCUGGCGCGACUGUGGCAGCUGUGUGGUACUGGAAAGAGGAUGUUAUGAGCCAGAGGAAAUUCCGUUCGAUAUCUCGAUAG
Molecule: messenger RNA, 2457 nt
Organism: Penicillium nucicola
Lineage: Eukaryota; Fungi; Ascomycota; Eurotiomycetes; Eurotiales; Aspergillaceae
Product: FAD-dependent oxidoreductase
Exons: 4
Coding region: 1-2457 (818 amino acids)
Molecular function (GO): FAD binding
Source: RefSeq, a predicted model, not a curated record